UAGUCAAGUCGCCGUGAAUGGUGUCGCGGAAGCUGUCGUAGUGACUGUCUCUCCCGGUCAGGAUGCUCUUGGUGUGUCUUUGGUGUUGUUGCGGUUGUUUGCUGUCAAGCUGUCGCCAUGGAAGGCAUGGAAGGCGCACCCCAGACUUCGGAGACGGAAGAACAAUUUACCCCAUGCAGCCCUAUGACGUAGGCAGGAGCUCUCAAUCUUGUCGUCACGAUGAGAUGGAGACAUCUCCCUCCAGCCUUCAGAGGGCCAGCUUCGGACCGUGACCGACACCCUCCCAUCUCCCCGUGGUCUCGGAAUUGAGCGUCGGUUCGUUCCAAUUCACCAUGUCUUCGUUCUUCGGAUUCCGCAAAUCUCGCGGCCAUGACGACGAGCACCGGCCGCUGCUCCCCCAGUACCGCGAUGAUACCGUUCUGCAGCGUGAGCUUCACCAGAAGCUGCACACCUAUCAAAUGCUCCGUGCCCUCUCCAAAGGCUUCAUGCCGUCAACCGAACAGACCGUCGUCAGCCUCCGCAGUCUACUUGCCGCCGACAUCUUGAACCCCGACAAUCCCGACCUCAGCGAUUCCGGCCGCUUGCUCGUCAAAUACACGAAACAGUGGAUCCAUGACUUUAUCGACCUCCUGCAGCAUAAAAACGACGGAGAUCAAAUCCAAGACUUUAUAUGGUACUUGUCGAAAUCCAGGGUAUCCGUCGACACGGGUCACAUUGCGCGUCGUGUAUCCAACUCCAAGCGCAAAGCAGAUGUCGCAGCGGCAUAUAGAAGUUUUCAGACAGUCGGCUCGUUGCUGCUCACGAAUUCGGAUUUCCGCAAGUUCCUUUCCGAUCUCAACGUCGUCGGCCGCGAGGUGUUCAGAGACACGGCCUUCACACUAUCAGAAGUCGCAAAGGAAGCCGGAGAGACCAUUGAGCCCUCGCAAGCCGAACAGAAGAUUCUCACGGAGCCUGGCACUGACGCCGACACAGGGCCUCCUCCAACAACUCAGGAUCUCCAAGGCGACGUAGCCGAGGUUGCUGAGGUUGUGGGCUCCGGUGCGGCAAAGGUCGUACGUGAGGCGGAACAUAGCCUGGAGGAUAAGCUCAAGGGUGAUGAAGGGGAAUCCCUCCUGUGGCGUCUUAAGAGGACAGUAACCAACCUCCGCCAGAAGCGCGACUAUUCCGAAUCCGUGUCCACGUUAGCCAGCCUCCUACAACAAUAUGCCAUAACAUACUCGCGUGUCGCAGAAGAUACUCUUCAGGCCGCUCGCGACGAUGUUGAGCCUAAUCGUGAAAUGGAGAAGGCAGUGAAGAACUUCUGGCUGCUCGUGAGCUCGUUUGGUGAUCCAGACGAGUGGAGGAGGCUUGAGGACCGUUUCCAUGCUGUGUUGGAGCACUCCCGGAAGGAUCCCGAAUUUGAAGACCUGAUCCGAGACAUUGGAAACUCUCUGCAAAGGUUAUUAACGGAUCCCGGUUUCUUCGACAAUGCAGAUGAGAAAUUCCAGGAACUUCGGAGGAAAUCUCGUGGCGUAGGGACGGAUUCUUCGCUCCGCGAGGACGUCGACAAGUUCUUCGAACAAGUGCAGCGAACUCUCCACGCUGUAGCUCGAGAUGAGGACAUUGCCCGGUUGGUCAAGACGACGACUCGAAUCGUCAAUAUCCUGUCUCCCAAGCAUGCAUACACAAACAGCGAGCUGGUCACAGAUGCGAUCAACGUAUUCGUGCCGCUUCUGAUCAAGGCGAUUCAGUACAUACCGAUCCCCCGUCUCGAAGUGUCGACCCCAGAGGUAGACCUUCUGCUCGAGAAUCUCAUCCUUGAGCCUGGCAAGACUGUGAACCAGACAUCAUUCCUUCCGUUCCGUUUCCGUGUUGAGACGUACAACGACUUUGAGAUCCGCAAGGCGCGUUUCCGUGUGGCGUCCAAAGUGACGUCCAAGGUGACGAUCAAAAUGGAUGGCCUCUCGCUCCGCGCCGAUGAAGUGGGCUUCCUACUCCGCGCACACAGUGGGCUUCUGCGGCUAGCAGACGAAGGGAUCGCGUCAUUCCAUCUGGAUGAGCGUGGGAUUGAUGUCCACCUUGACGUCGAGAUUGCCAAGGACCGAUUGGAGCAGAUGGUGACGUUGCGAGCGGUGCGGGUCCAUGUUCACAAACUCACGUACACGCUCCGAAAAUCGAAGCUCUCCUUCUUGGGCUGGAUCCUGAAGCCCCUGCUCCGGCCCAUUUUCCGCAAAGUCAUGGAGAAGCAGCUGGCAAGCGGUAUCGCCGACGCCAUCCACGCAGCGAACCGAGAGUUGAUUUUUGCACGAGAGAGAUUGCGAGCCACGCGAAUCUCGGACCCAGAAGACUUGCGCACCUUCUUCAAGGCGGUCCUCACGCGACUGACGCCUGCAGAAGAUCCGGAUCUAUACACCAGAGUCGGGGUUGCGGCGCCCAGGAAGGGCGUCUUCAAGGGCAAGUAUGCUCCUGGCAGUGUGGUGAAGCUGUGGGAAGAGGAGGCGCUGAGGGCUGGCGAGAGAGUGGACGAUUGGGAUGAGGGUGGAUGGAGGAACAGCGUGUUUGAGCUUCAUGCGGCGAUGAUGUAGGAGCGACCAUGGGGUCUUCUCUCUUUGCAC
Messenger RNA from Westerdykella ornata, 2594 nucleotides. RefSeq lists its product as uncharacterized. The record is from RefSeq and is a predicted model, not a curated record. Bases 333 to 2564 code for a protein of 743 amino acids. Gene Ontology annotation, molecular function: lipid binding. The transcript has 2 exons. Lineage: Eukaryota; Fungi; Ascomycota; Dothideomycetes; Pleosporales; Sporormiaceae.